AUGGCCGGUGGGUUCGCCUCUUCCUGCUGGGGCUCGGGAGCCCCCCGCCCCUUCCUGCCGCCGCCGCACGCCCCCUGCGGCCUUCGACACGCCCACAGCCCGCUAGUUGGCCUCGGACCCAGGAGCCGAGGGGGUCGCCUCCCCAGAAGGAAGGCAUUCGUCCACUGUGCGCCUCUGGCCGGGGCUUUGCCCUUGCAAGGAUCCCGCCAGGGAGACACUGCCAUCCCCAAAGUCUAUAUCUGCAUUCCAGGACUGCCUGGGCGCUGCAGGAAGCAACAUGACCUAGGUGGCUCCCCUGAGGUGCCAGGCAUCUCCAGGGCUGCUCCUGCAGCUGGCGUGGCUCUCUCCCCAGGUGCACCAGCGGUGAUGCAGCAGCCGCGAGCGGAGACGCAUGCCAUCGGGGCUGGCGAGGGGCCACAGCGUGCGGUGCCCUGGUCGGCCUGGGUCACGUGGGAGGGCUGGGUGCGCUGGUGCGUGUGCCAUGUGCCCCCAAGCUGGACCCAGGGGUGGACCACAUCAGGCUGGCGGCAACCGCUGCAGCGUGUGCUGUGGGGUCUGGAGGGGAUCCUCUACCUGCUGCUGGUGCUGAUGCUGUGCCACGCGCUCUUCACCACCGGCUCCCACCUGCUGAGCUCCUUGUGGCCCGUGGCAGCUGCAGCGUGGCUCCAUCUGCUGCCGGCUGUCCUGCUGCUGGUGCUCAGUGCCCUCCCCACCCUGCUUUUCACCGCCUCCUUCCUGCUGCUUUUCUCCACACUGCUGAGCCUCGUGGGCCUCCUCACCUCCAUGUCUCACCCAAGCCAUGCUCAGGACUUAGACCAAUAGAAGGGCAACCCCA
Messenger RNA from Lipotes vexillifer (Yangtze River dolphin), 835 nucleotides. RefSeq names its product transmembrane protein 239 (gene TMEM239). The coding region runs from base 1 to 822 and encodes 273 amino acids. The record is from RefSeq and is a predicted model, not a curated record. Lineage: Eukaryota; Metazoa; Chordata; Mammalia; Artiodactyla; Lipotidae. The transcript is spliced from 5 exons.